Messenger RNA from Gymnodraco acuticeps, 2974 nucleotides. RefSeq names its product apoptosis-inducing factor 3. Bases 1 to 1800 code for a protein of 599 amino acids. Gene Ontology annotation, molecular function: flavin adenine dinucleotide binding; oxidoreductase activity, acting on NAD(P)H; 2 iron, 2 sulfur cluster binding. Gene Ontology annotation, biological process: execution phase of apoptosis. The transcript has 19 exons. NCBI's taxonomy places the organism in Eukaryota, Metazoa, Chordata, Actinopteri, Perciformes, Bathydraconidae. Gene Ontology annotation, cellular component: mitochondrion; cytoplasm. The record is from RefSeq and is a predicted model, not a curated record.
AUGGGAGGAUGCUUCUCCAAACCCAAACCAGUUGAAGUCAAAGUGGAACUCUCUCUCCUGGAAAAAGAAAAAGAGGUGGAUGGGCUGUCACCAAACGGCAAAGCGAGUCCCUUUGCCGACUCCAGACCCAACGGGGCCCUGGGACACGGCUCUGAUGAUGACUCCACCCCGCUCCCCCUCUACCACAAACCACGGGACUAUGUGGAGGCCUCCGUCUGUCAUGUUAAAGAUCUGGAAAACGGACAGAUGCGAGAGGUGGAUUUGGGAAGUGGCAGAGCUUUGUUGAUCAAAGAACAUGGGGAGUUCUCUGCCAUCGCCCACAAGUGUCCACACUACGGAGCACCUCUGGUCAAAGGUGUGUUGUCAAAAGGGCAUGUGCGCUGUCCGUGGCACGGUGCAUGUUUCAACAUCGCAACAGGAGACCUCGAGGAUUUCCCUGGGCUGGACAGCCUGCCGAUCUUCCAGGUCAGAGUUGAAAAGGACAAGGUGAUCAUUCGUGCAAACAAGCAGGCUCUUCAGUCACAGAAAAGGUCAAAGCCGAUGGCCCGAUGCUCAGCAGUCAUUAACUCCAACACGGGUUUCAGCCAUGUUCUCAUCAUUGGCUCAGGCCCAGCAGCUCUGGUAUGUGCAGAGACACUAAGGCAAGAGGGCUUCACCGACCGCAUCGUCAUGUGCACCAUGGACAGACAUCCUCCAUAUGACAGGCCUAAACUGAGUAAGUCUUUAGAAAGCACAGCAGAGCAGCUGAGAUUGCGCUCUGUGGAAUUCCUACAAGAUCAUGACAUUGAACUGCUCACAGAGAAAGAGGCUGUGGCGAUAGACCUGAAAACACGAUCUGUGAUCUUUGAAGAUGGCUUGAGGAUGGAGUACAAGAAACUCUUUAUUGCUACAGGAAGCAAACCCAAAACAAUGAUCUACAAAGGACAGGAUGUCGAGAACGUGUUCCACCUCAGGACGCCUGAUGACGCCAACAGCAUAGCGAGGCUGGCCAACAACAAGAACGCUGUGAUUGUGGGGACAUCGUUUGUCGGUAUGGAGGUGGCUGCAGCUCUCACUGACAAAGCUCACUCGGUCUCUGUCAUCGGGAUCGAGACAGUUCCCUUUAAACAUGCUCUCGGGGAGAAAGUAGGGAAAGCCAUAAUGAAGCUGUUCGAGGUAAACAGGGUGAAGUUCUACAUGCUGAACGAGGUGUCGGAGAUGGUUGGCCAACACGGACAGCUGAAAGAGGUGGCCCUGAAGAGUGGUAAAGUCCUACGAGCAGACGUGUGUGUCAUCGGAGCAGGAAGUAUUCCUGCAACCGGCUUCCUGAAACAGGGCGGCAUCCACAUGGACUCCAGGGGCUUCAUCACCGUCAACAAGAUGAUGCAGACAAGUGCUGAUGGGGUCUACGCUGGAGGAGAUGUGGUGGUGUUUCCUUUCCCGCCGCGCAACAACAAGAAGGUGAACAUCCCUCACUGGCAAAUGGCUCAUGUACACGGAAGGGCAGCGGCUCUCAGCAUGAUGGGCAGAGCCGCUGAGAUCAAAACUGUGCCUUACUUCUGGUCAGCCAUGUUUGGGAAGACCCUUCGCUAUGCAGGGUAUGGUGAAGGAUUCGAUGAUGUCAUUAUACAAGGGGAUCUGGAUGAACUGAGAUUUGUGGCGUUUUACACCAGGAGUGAGGAGGUGGUUGCUGUUGCCAGCAUGAACUAUGAUCCCAUUGUAUCCCGAGUGGCAGAGGUCUUAGGAUCCGGAAAGACGAUUAAGAAACGAGAUGUGGAGACUGGAGACAUUUCUUGGCUGACUGACAAAGGCUCUCAAUGACUGAAUCACAUCUGAAGGACUGGAGACUUCACUAUGGACACUAAUGGUGCUGGGACACUGAGCAGCUAUCUCAGUAUGGACACACGUAUAUAUACACACACACACACACACACACACACACACACACACACACACACACACACACACACACACACACACGGGAAAGGACCGUGUCUGUUGGAGACACACUUUCCUGAGGACGACACUGAAGCCUGCUUUUGCUCCUGAGAGACACUUUAACGUGACAGAUGGAGCCUACACUGUCUGAAGACACUGGAUCGCUGUGUUGGCUCCUUUUUGACGAUGCUGUAACGUUUCACAAACAAAUCAAUAUUGGAUUCUGGGCCUCUGGGCUGAUGCAAGAUGUAACUACUUGUACACUUUGUUUAUAAGAAGCCAGGGACGGGCAUUGGCAUUGUUUUGUACAAAUAACAUUGUAUAUAGCUGUAUUCCUGAAUGCACUGCAACAAACUAAGGGCAUACCAUUUUAACUGAAUUUUCUAAGUUUUAAAUAAAAGUGUUGGCUGUAUGCUUGCAUACAGGCCUUAGAUCUGCAUGCUAUAGUUUACUAUAACAAGAGUUUAAAAAUAGUCCCCUAAACAGAGAUGUUCCAUCUAGUUGCAACAGCAAAAAUAAAGCUCAAAUGUGCUCCAUAAAAACCCUGAAUGCAGCUUUAACAGACUCACUAACUCACACUGCUUUCAUUCAUAAUGAAUGAUAAUCUUUAGGUUCACAACAUCCUUUAUUGGUUUCCUUGCUACUGUAGUAAAUUGCACAAAUUACAUUUAAAUAAUCAUACUUUGAUCACAUAGUAGUGCUUGCACCAUAGAUUAAUGUACUUUAUAGAGAAUCUCCCCUUCAGCAAAUCCAAUAGUAGUUGUUUUUAUAGCAGCAUGUCUACUGGGAUAUUCUUUGUUACUUACUCAGGGAACUGAGGAUUGUUGUCUUACAAAAUAAGCAGAAAUUAAUGUGUCGCUUUUUCCCCCAGUUAUUGUAAUGUAAUGUUCAUUCAGAGCUGCUUGUGAUGGGUGUGAAGCGGAUGGGUGAUUACAUCCUGCUGUGCUGAUGUAACACUUGUCAACUCAGCGUUUUCAAAGCAUCGUUCUUCCUACAGUGAAGACUGGAAGGCCAUUUUUAUAACUAAACUUUUAAAUAAAAGUCUUCCAACUACUCA